AUGGAAUUGAACUAUAAUUCCAAUUCUUCAAAUUCAAGUGAGGAUGAACUGAACGAGUAUUUGUUAAUGGAUUUCAUCGAAGAAAAUCGUGAAGUGCAAGCAGUGGAGGAUGCAAUAAGAUACUUUGUUAACUCCACUGCAGAAAGAGAUAGAAGUCAUGAUCUACGUCAGCGAAAAAAGAGAACUUACUUUCUUAGAGAUCGGGAAUCAGCAAAUGAACGUUUAGUUGCUGAUUACUUUUGUAACCAACCAUUAUACGAUGAGCGCCAAUUUCAGCGUAGAUUUCGCAUGAGGAAACACGUAUUCAUUUGCAUUGUAGAUACCUUAAGUGUCGAUGAUCGUUUCUUCCAGCAACAUCCAGAUGCAUGUAAGCAACAAGGUGCUACAGCUCUUCAAAAGUGCACAACAACUAUAAGAAUGGUAGCAUAUAGAUGUGCAGCUGAUCAAAUCGACGAGUAUUUGAAACUUGGUGCUACUACAUCCAAGGAGUGUCUUGCUCAUUUUGUUGAUGGUGUGAUAGCACAGUUUUCAGCCACAUACCUUCGAAAAUCGACACUUGACGAUCUCCAACAUCUCCUUAGAGAAGGGGAAGAUAGAGGCUUUCAUGGUAUGAUUGGAAGCAUCGACCGCAUGCAUUGGGAAUGGAAAAAUUGUCCCGUUGGUUGGAAAGGAAUGUAUUAA
Messenger RNA from Amaranthus tricolor (Joseph's coat), 681 nucleotides. RefSeq lists its product as uncharacterized. Lineage: Eukaryota; Viridiplantae; Streptophyta; Magnoliopsida; Caryophyllales; Amaranthaceae. The transcript has a single exon. The record is from RefSeq and is a predicted model, not a curated record. The coding region runs from base 1 to 681 and encodes 226 amino acids.